AUGGAAGGACAAGAUUGGCACAUGAUUGGUGCUGAUUGUUUGGUGUUAUCGUGUUGCUGCCAAUUCUUGAUCUUGCAGAUGCUCAUGUUUCUCUUGUUCAAACUCCCUAGCAAAGUCUUUAGAAAAGCAAAGGAGUACGUGAAGAGGAAGUUUGGAAUACGAAGGAAGGUGGCUCGUUGUGUGGCUGCUUUUGUAGGGCGUCAGCAGCCAUGGCCACCACAUAGGGAUGCAGCGGAGUGUUUCAGGUGGGAGGAGUUGAAUGGUUGCAUGGAGGAAGUUGAGGUGGCGUUGGAGGAGAUGUGUAGAAAGGGUGAGUUUGGAUUUGGAAGCUUUUGGAGAGGAGAUGAAGAGCAUGAUUUGGAGGAUAAUUUUCGAAUAUGUUUUGUAAAUCAACAACUGGGAUAUCAUGAUGAUAGUGGAAAGUAUCAUUUUGUUGACGUAUUUGGGCCUCUUACAAUGCAAUUAAUUUAA
Molecule: messenger RNA, 471 nt
Organism: Lactuca virosa
Lineage: Eukaryota; Viridiplantae; Streptophyta; Magnoliopsida; Asterales; Asteraceae
Source: the annotation of a GenBank genome assembly